GCCCUUCACUUUCUCGAGUCUCUGCUCUGUCUCCGUUUCUUACGGACCUCAGCUAAUCACUCUCUCAUCAGUCUCUCCCUCUCUCUCUCACUCCUCCCAAUAGCAAUGGCCCUGGAGAUCUGCGUCAAGGCCGCCUCCGGCGCCCCCGACAAGCUCGGAGACUGUCCGUUCUGUCAGCGGGUUCUCUUGACUCUGGAGGAGAAGAAAGUCCCCUACAAGAUGCACCUCGUCAACCUCAGUGAGAAGCCCCAGUGGUUCGUGGACGUCAAUCCAGAAGGGAAGGUGCCCCUCAUCAAGAUCGACGAUAAAUGGGUGUCUGACUCUGAUGUGAUUGUUGGGAUUCUUGAGGAGAAGUACCCUGAACCAUCCCUGGCUACUCCUCCUGAAUUUACCUCAGUGGGCUCCAAGAUAUUCAUGUCCUUUGUGAAGUUCUUGAAGAGCAAAGAUGCCAGUGAUGGGAGUGAGCAGGCUCUACUCGAUGAACUGAAGGCCCUGGAUGAUCAUCUCAAGGCUCAUGGCCCAUACGUUGCCGGGGCUAAGAUAACUGCUGUUGACUUGAGCCUGGGACCAAAGCUGUACCAUCUUGAGAUUGCUCUUGGUCACUUCAAGAAGUGGACUGUCCCUGAAAACUUGACCCAUGUCCACAAUUAUACGAAGUUGAUCUUUUCUCGGGAGUCCUUUGUGAAGACCAAUGUUCCGAAAGAGUUCGUGGUUGCAGGGUGGGCGCUGAAGGUCAAUGCAUGAAUUAGCUGUACUAGUAGACUGUAAGAGCUUUUUGUGAGCGCACUUUCUUGUUGAAAGUCUGGUAGAGAGCUAUGCAUGUGAGCAAUUGAAUAAAUGAGUGUGGGUUGGGUCUUUUACCAUUGCUUGCACUCAGUAAAUGAUUGUCAAGAUUCGAAUCUAUAAUAUAUCACUAGCUUCCCUUUUUGAGUUU
This is a messenger RNA of Punica granatum (pomegranate), 934 nucleotides long. Lineage: Eukaryota; Viridiplantae; Streptophyta; Magnoliopsida; Myrtales; Lythraceae. The record is from RefSeq and is a predicted model, not a curated record.